UGAUGUUUUAGGGCUCAGUUCUUUUAUCCGUGUCACUGAAGACAGGAAAAUAAAAAAUGUCAGUGUGAUGUACAGCCCAUGGUUUGAUGGAGACGCCCCAGAGAUGGAGUGAUGAUGCUGCUGCUGAUGGCUUUAUCGCUUCUACAGCCGUUCCUUCAGUGUGGGCGUUGUUGAAAACUCCUAAAGCACGGGGGCGUUGGGAUCACUUAUGCAGCACAUUUGCUUCUUAUUGGCUGGCGAACAGAAGUUGCUUUGAUGACACAGUCGAAGCUCCGCAGAUAAAAAGAAAGGCGACGCGGAAGGAGCAAGUGUUGGACCAAGGGCAGAGUUGCAAGAAGUAUCUGUCCAACUCCUGAGGUGAAUGUUUUCCACGAGUCCAUAAGUCCCGGAGGUGAACGGUUUGCUGGCUGGUCGUUGGUUUGCGUGCGUCCUGGGAUCUGCUGAAGAAUGGAGUGGUACGUCCUGGUGUUGAUGCUGAGCCUGCCGCCCUCCAUCCACACAGACUGUUCCUCAAAGUGCCAGAGAUGCGCCGAACAAACGCUGCCCCAAGACGCCGCUUUCAGCACUCUGUCGUGCAGCUCAGAGUGUGAUGAAGAUGAGCUGGAGAGCUGCGCUCCUACUCCGCGGCUGGCCGACUUCACCGAGGACGAGGGGGCGGAGGCAGAGGAGAGCCAACAGGCAGAGCUGGUCAAGCGCUACGGUGGUUUCAUCAAGCGGAUCGAUAAGAACAAGAACAAAGUGUUCACCUCCUCCAAGUGGCGCGACAACUCUGUCCUGAAGGCUGCGGCACUGCCCGUUAACUACGAGGAUCUGCUAAAGCGGCUGGAGGUGAGAGACGCUCCCGCUGAGGAGGAGCCCGUCCCGCACAGUUACGUUAAGCGUUACGGAGGCUUUUUACGCAAAUUCGGCCCCAAGUCAAAAAGAAGGAGUUCCGAGCCGGAAGGAAGCCAGGACCCAGAGGAGCUCCAGAAGCGCUAUGGGGGCUUCAUGAGAAGGGUCCGGCCAAAGUUCCCUAACCUGAAAUGGGACAAGCGUUACGGAGGCUACCUGCGGCGCCACUUCAGAUUCUCCGUCCGCUCUGCAGAGGAGCCCUACUCCUCCUCUGCGGAGCUCAGCUUGUAGGAACCACUAGAAGAACUUACACCGGUUCCAUGUCAGAGAACCUGUUCCUGGCGUUCCUACUCACCCACAGCUGCUUCCACUCACCUGUCAAUGUCUGCCAGUCAAUAAACGAUGCUUAUUAACGUCACAUUUAAAGCUACCUGUUUGUCCUAGUUGUCCCUUCAAAAUGCACUGGUUGAUUCUAGACUUACUGAAAGUCUGGAAAGCUUCACUAGCUGAGGUCAUAAUGAGAACAGGAUCAGAAAGUCAAAAUUACGAGCUCGACAGCCGAUUUAGAUCGGCUUCAAUUAAAAUUGGUGAUCAUUCAAACGCAUAAUUUAUUCCUGCUGCCAAAUAAAACUUUGAAAAAUAAAAUGACUGAGAAAAUUGCUUGUGGUGCCAAAUAAAUGUAGAAGGAAUUGUAUGUUUCUUAAUUCAUGUAAUUUACCAGGAGUAAAUAUGAAAUAAAUUUAAAUAAAAAUGUAACAAUUACUUUCUUAGAUAAGUAAUGCUGCUUCAUAUUUGGUAGAACACUUGUCACACUAUAUGAUCACACUAUAUCACAUAAUAAAGGUUUAAAAAGUAGUUUUUUUGUAAUAAGCAUAGUUUUUUGUGCCACCAAUUCUCCCAAUGUUUGAAAAUGCGGUGUUGUCAAAACAGCGUAACUUGAUCGGCAACAGCAAAUUGAUCAGCUGUGGGAGAUCCUGAUUCUUGAAAUUACCUGUCAGAUCAGCAUACACCCACUUUUUAUCCAACCCAAAUUAUUUCCAAGUAGCAAUAUAAAAACAGAUUUUAAACAGGAAAAUAAAAUCAAACAAAAUUCAAAUUCCCACACAAAUGUUUACUACUAAAGCAACUUGGAUUUAAAAUUAAUGUUGCAUAAUUUGGUUUAAUUUAUUAGGGCUUCUUCUCUUAACAUCCUUGAAACUUCACUUGCGUCUGGUAGUUUCUACUUUCAUUGAAUAACAAUACAGUCAAAACUGAUUUUCUCUUAAAAAAAAUUGUAAUGUCAUAUUUAUUAUUAUUGCUAGUCUGUAUGUUGAUCUGACAGCUCAAAUUCCAAUGAGGGAAUAAUUCUCUGUUGAGCAUGCACAUUAGAGCGAUGUAUGCCAAUCUGGCAAGUAUGCUAUUCUGAUAGAACAACAAACUCAUUUAUUUCACGAACGGCACUUCCCAAACAGCUUAAAAACUUAGAACUUCUCACUCACUAGAUUUGAAUUGAGAAAGCCUUCGAAAGAAGAGCAAAAUGUUUUCAACUAACCUUUUUGGAUUUGCCACGCACUGGAGGACUUGGAAUUUUCACCAUUACUUUACAUCAGAUGAAUUAAAUCACCAAACUGUUUUUGACUCCUGUAAACGUUUUUUUUUUGUUUGUUUGUUUGUUGUUGUUUUUUUGCCAAAAUGCUUCAAAGCAGUCUAUGUUUGAGACUGACAAAAAGAUGUAAAAAUAAAAAAAUUACCAGAAAACAAAA
Fundulus heteroclitus (mummichog) is the source of this 2573-nucleotide messenger RNA. RefSeq names its product prodynorphin (gene pdyn). Gene Ontology annotation, molecular function: opioid receptor binding. Lineage: Eukaryota; Metazoa; Chordata; Actinopteri; Cyprinodontiformes; Fundulidae. Gene Ontology annotation, cellular component: axon terminus; neuronal cell body; plasma membrane. The record is from RefSeq and is a predicted model, not a curated record. The coding region runs from base 448 to 1122 and encodes 224 amino acids. Gene Ontology annotation, biological process: neuropeptide signaling pathway; chemical synaptic transmission; sensory perception. The transcript has 3 exons.